Messenger RNA from Archocentrus centrarchus (flier cichlid), 1954 nucleotides. It is a transcript of the gene cant1a, whose product is annotated as calcium activated nucleotidase 1a. NCBI's taxonomy places the organism in Eukaryota, Metazoa, Chordata, Actinopteri, Cichliformes, Cichlidae. The transcript has 4 exons. Gene Ontology annotation, biological process: proteoglycan biosynthetic process. Gene Ontology annotation, molecular function: GDP phosphatase activity; UDP phosphatase activity; calcium ion binding. The record is from RefSeq and is a predicted model, not a curated record. Bases 209 to 1429 code for a protein of 406 amino acids.
CUUCCCCCCAUCUACUACGCGUAAUCACUACAUGGCGCUGUCGUCAUCUAACUCACAUAGGAAGUAAUGAUCGGCUGUCUGGACAACGCAAAAAGAGGAAAGGGAGUCGAGAAAGGAAUCGACACAAUAAUGACAUCCGUGCUCCAACCACCGGCGGACUGAGAGCUGAAGAUCCCACAUCUGCGGUCACGCCACGCCUCGGUCCUCCAUGCCUGCUCCCCCAGGCUAUACUCGACUGGAGCAUAAUGAGUCUAUGAACCCACUGCGUAUCUCUGUAGGAGGCCUUCCCAUGCUGGCUUCCAUGGCCAAUGCCACAGAUCCCCGGUUCCGACUUAAGUGGAGGCCCAUCGUGGCAGUAGCUGCCUUCAUGGCCUUGAUCCUGCUGCUUUUCAUGCACUUCAGCUCGGGCUUGCGAUACCGCUCUUACGGCUCACGCAGCUGGAGAAUCAGUCCGAGCGACGGCCACCAGUCAGAUUUGCAUUACAAUGACACCUACCCCCUCAGUCUGCCUGAGCGCACGCCGGAGGGCACCCGCUAUCGCAUCGGUGUCAUUGCCGACCUGGACACUAGCUCUCACAGCGACAAGAAGAUGACGUGGUUCAGCUACAUGCGGCGGGGGUACCUCUUGGUGUCACAGAGUGGUGACAAGGUGGCAGUCGAAUGGGAUGCAGACAGGGUGGUGCUCGAAAGCCACCUGUCGGAGAAAGGCAGGGGUAUGGAGCUGUCUGAGUUGGUGGUGUUCAAUGGGAAGCUGUACAGCGUCGAUGACAGAACUGGUGUAGUCUACCACAUAGAUGGAGACAAGGCUGUGCCCUGGGUUAUCUUACCUGAUGGCGAUGGCAGCGUUGCAAAAGGAUUCAAAGCUGAGUGGCUGGCAGUGAAGGACGAGCACCUCUACGUUGGUGGCCUCGGGAAAGAGUGGACCACCACUCAAGGCGAGUUUGUCAACAACAACCCCGAGUGGGUGAAAGUCGUGGGCUUCAGAGGUGAUGUACAACACGAGAACUGGGUUCCCAAAUAUCAAUCCCUGAAGUCUGCUGUAGGGAUAGAGCCACCAGGUUAUUUGAUUCAUGAGUCUGCAGAAUGGAGCGACACUCUACAGCGAUGGUUUUUCCUUCCUCGCCGUGCGAGCAGCGAGCGUUACGAAGAGACAGCGGACGAGAGACGUGGCACCAACCUCGUCCUGAGCUGCUCGCCGGAUUUCAAAGAUAUCACAGUCAACCGAGUGGGUCUGCUUAACCCUACCCACGGUUUCUCAUCCUUCAAGUUUGUCCCCAAUACAGAUGACCAGAUCAUUCUGGCGCUCAAGUCUGAGGAGGACGCUGGAAAGAUUGCCACAUACAUUAUGGCCUUCACACUUGAUGGGCGGAUUCUUUUGCCUGAAACUAAGAUUGGGGAUGUAAAAUAUGAGGGCUUGGAGUUCAUAUAGAGGGCUCAGACGCAGAGAUGCUCAUGUUUAAGGCCACUUCACUGUGGUUCUAGUUUGUUUACAGUCACUGUUUAACUUAUUGGACUCGCUGCUGCCUCAUUGAGCCGCAUCGAUGUGUAAAACACAUCGCUCCAAGCGUUGAACCGUUACCUUCAAUACAAAUAAAAGAACUAAAGGCUGAGAGAAUAAGGUUUUGAGAAAAUGCAGAUCUGGCUGAACAAAGCCAGCAUGUCUUGCGAUGGACUGUGUUUUUCCGAGGCCAAAUGUGUGCUUAAACAGUACUUUAGCCUUUCUUAUAAUGAAUGUACAAAAGACACAUUUCUCAGACUGUGAUUUUUUUUUUUUUCUGAAAAGUUCAUUUUUAUGCACAUAUACAACACACACUCAGAUAUUUUUCCUCCUUUGGUUUAUAUUCAACAGUAUCACUCUGUACACACAAUUAUUGUCAGUGUGAUAAACAAAAAGACUGUUUUUAUUCGGUGUAUUGUUUGAAGGAUACAUUGAUAAAAAGUUAAUUUUACUCCA